GUUUCCUACUGAUAUUCUCUCUUGUGUACGCCGUUUCUGAGCUCGCACUCCCUCCUCAACAAUGGCUGAACAGACUGAGAAGGCGUUUUUGAAGCAACCCAAAGUGUUUCUCUGCUCGAAGAAAAGUGGGAAAGGAAAGAGGCCUGGAAAGGGUGGUAACAGAUUCUGGAAGAGUGUUGGUCUUGGAUUCAAGACACCACGAGAAGCUAUCGAAGGUACUUACAUUGACAAGAAGUGUCCUUUCACCGGUGAUGUCUCCAUCAGAGGCCGUAUCUUAACUGGAACAUGCCACAGUGCAAAAAUGGUGAAGACCAUCAUUGUUCGAAGGGACUAUUUUCACUAUAUCAAGAAAUACCAAAGAUAUGAGAAGAGGCACUCAAACACUCCUGCUCACAUCUCACCAUGUUUCCGUGUGAAGGAAGGUGACCACGUCACCAUUGGGCAAUGCAGACCUUUGUCAAAGACUGUGAGGUUCAAUGUGUUGAAGGUGAUUCCAGCAGGAUCUUCUGGUAGUACCGGGAAGAAAGCUUUUGCAGGAUUUUAAAAAGUAUAUUUAUCGAGUCUGCAACUCUUUUUGGUUGAUUAUGAAAUAGAUUUUGAGAACAUAACAGGAGUUUUAUUGUUAUGUAGAACACUAUUAUGCUGUUGUUUUUGGUUUAUGUUAUCACUUUUGAGAGUUGUUUAAGAAAUUAUUAUUUGGUUGUCCGUUUUCUU
Molecule: messenger RNA, 714 nt
Organism: Lactuca virosa
Lineage: Eukaryota; Viridiplantae; Streptophyta; Magnoliopsida; Asterales; Asteraceae
Source: the annotation of a GenBank genome assembly